This is a messenger RNA of Leptidea sinapis, 692 nucleotides long. RefSeq names its product NADH dehydrogenase [ubiquinone] 1 alpha subcomplex subunit 6-like. The transcript is spliced from 3 exons. The record is from RefSeq and is a predicted model, not a curated record. Gene Ontology annotation, biological process: response to oxidative stress. Lineage: Eukaryota; Metazoa; Arthropoda; Insecta; Lepidoptera; Pieridae. The coding region runs from base 165 to 530 and encodes 121 amino acids.
CAGCAUAAAACAUACGAUACUUUUUAAAUAGGGCUUGUUAUUAUGACAAGAACAUUGACAAUAUUAAAAAAAUUAUGACACUUGAUUUAAAUGUAUAGGCAUUUGUUUACCUCUUCAAGUUAGUCUGAAUUAUUUAAAAUAUAAAGAAUUUAAAUUUAAAAAAAAUGUGUGGUAUGAAGCCUGUAUGCAAAAUAGUUAAGCCACUACUUACAACAAACUAUUAUGAUGCUCAUGUUCGAGUUAUUGGAUUGUAUAAAGCAUAUUACAGAUUUAUUCCAUAUUUAUUGAGAAGAUUUGACAUUCCCAAAUCAGAGGAAGAUUGUCGAUGGAAAUUAAGAGAAAUGUUUUAUAAAAAUGCCUGCGUCACCGAUAUUCGAGUUAUAGAUAUGCUAGUUAUAAAGGGAUUUAUGAAUCUGAAAGAGAUGACCAAUAACUGGCAGCAGAAAGGCCAUGUGAUAGCCAAUUGGAAUCCAUCAAUAGAAAACAAGCCUUGCGACUUUGUAGGCAAAUUCCUGGCUGGUGUUGAUUAAGCGCCUACGACUAUACGUCUUAGACCCACUACGAUAUUUUAAUGCAAAUUUUAAAUUUAUAUCACACUUUUGAAUAAAUUAAAUAUUAAAAUAUCUUACAAGUUGCUCCUCAAAUAACGUUUUUUGCUCAUCGUGACGUGGAAAAUAUAGUUUCAGUCUGAA